Molecule: messenger RNA, 802 nt
Organism: Gaeumannomyces tritici R3-111a-1
Lineage: Eukaryota; Fungi; Ascomycota; Sordariomycetes; Magnaporthales; Magnaporthaceae
Exons: 2
Coding region: 191-802 (203 amino acids)
Source: RefSeq, a predicted model, not a curated record
CUGGAAUGGGAGCGAGGAGAGAAGCAGGAUGCGCCAUCUGGCUGCCUAUAAAGCUCAUGGCAGCUCUGCUCCCCGGACGACCAAGAGGAACAUCUCCCAUCCUCAUCAGCUCAUCAGCACAGCCUGUUCUCUCCAAUAACCCCUCGUUGUCUCACAAAUCUCCGUCUCCCGACACCAAAACGCCGCAGCCAUGAAGGUCUCCAUCAUCAGCCUCUCUCUGGCCGCCAUGGCCAUCGGCUCCCCGAUCCUGAACCUGGGUGCGGCCACCGGCCUGUUCAAGCCGAAGCAGGUCGGCCGCGGCCUCAAGUCGCCGUUCCGCUUCACCUCGAGCUACGCAAUCGUCGCGACGCCGGACCAGGUGGUCAACGCGUCCAACGUUGCGACGGGCGGCCUGCCCGGCGCCAGCGGCCUGUACCUGUUCGGCAUCAACUCGCACGACAACGUCAUCUGCUACAACAUCACUCUCGACGGCUUCAGGGGCAACUACUCGUCGCCCGCCGCAACCGCCACGCACAUCCACGAGGCGCCCAAGGGGAUGGCCGGCCCGCCGAGGCUCGCGUUCCCCAACCCCGUCCUCACGGGCGAGGGCGACAAGCGCAGCAGCGUCGGCUGCCUCACGGGCCCCUUCACCACGGGCGCCUUGGCCAACGGGACCGACACGGGCGCGGGCUUCCACGUCCGGCAGAUCGAGGAGGACCCAGCCGCCUUCUUCGCCGACGUGCACUCGUCGCUGGCCGUGGCCGGCGCCGUCAGGGGCCAGCUCGACCAGGAGGUCUGCAGGGAGAAGAAGAAGGGGUACUAG